Messenger RNA from Nannospalax galili (Upper Galilee mountains blind mole rat), 803 nucleotides. RefSeq names its product ubiquitin conjugating enzyme E2 M (gene Ube2m). NCBI's taxonomy places the organism in Eukaryota, Metazoa, Chordata, Mammalia, Rodentia, Spalacidae. The record is from RefSeq and is a predicted model, not a curated record. The transcript has 6 exons. The coding region runs from base 80 to 631 and encodes 183 amino acids.
CGGCGGCAGCGUUUUUUUUCGGGGGCCGGGUGGCCGGGGUCCCGGGCCCCGCGGCGGCAGCAGCGGCGGCGGCGGCAGGAUGAUCAAGCUGUUCUCGCUGAAGCAGCAGAAGAAGGAGGAGGAGUCGGCCGGCGGCACCAAGGGCAGCAGCAAGAAGGCGUCGGCGGCGCAGCUACGGAUCCAGAAGGACAUAAACGAGCUUAACCUGCCCAAGACGUGUGACAUCAGCUUCUCAGACCCGGACGACCUCCUAAACUUCAAGCUGGUUAUCUGUCCUGAUGAGGGCUUCUACAAGAGUGGGAAGUUUGUGUUCAGUUUUAAGGUGGGCCAGGGUUACCCACAUGACCCCCCCAAGGUGAAGUGUGAGACAAUGGUUUAUCAUCCCAACAUUGACCUCGAGGGCAAUGUCUGCCUCAACAUCCUCAGAGAGGACUGGAAGCCAGUCCUUACGAUAAACUCCAUAAUUUAUGGCCUUCAGUAUCUCUUCUUGGAGCCCAACCCUGAGGACCCACUGAACAAGGAGGCCGCGGAGGUCCUGCAGAACAACCGGAGGCUCUUUGAACAGAAUGUGCAGCGCUCCAUGAGAGGUGGCUACAUCGGGUCCACCUACUUCGAGCGCUGCCUGAAGUAGGGUUAGCGCAUACCCAUCCCCGCCAGGGUCACCAGCCUAGGCAUCCCCUGCAAAUAUUUAUUGGGGGCCAUGGGUGGGGUAUCUGGGGUAGCCUUGGCCCCUGCCUUGGCCUUGCCUCUCCUCCCUGCCACUUGUUGCCCCUAGUUAUUUUUUUUUAACCACCAUGUGAUUA